This is a messenger RNA of Pomacea canaliculata, 3161 nucleotides long. RefSeq lists its product as uncharacterized. The coding region runs from base 1017 to 1697 and encodes 226 amino acids. Lineage: Eukaryota; Metazoa; Mollusca; Gastropoda; Architaenioglossa; Ampullariidae. The transcript has 4 exons. The record is from RefSeq and is a predicted model, not a curated record.
GAGUUGGACCACAGUAGAGUUCAGACCUCUCAGGCUGUUAACAACCAUUCUGUGGGAAGACAAACCAGAAAAAAACUUGAUGAAGUGAUGUUUUAAUAUCUGUUAACAAAUGUGUGAAGGAAGAAAAACGAAAGAGAAAAACUGAUGCUAAAGGAUAGAAGCCAACUGAAUCAGCGCCUGGCUUUUUAGCAUUACCUAUUGGGCUGUGCUAUCUAUAACAAGUUCUUAACAUUUGGAAGAAGAAUAGUUUUAUCCAUGGAUAUUCGUGGUUUUAUCGUCUAAUAAUCUGCUAAUUACCCUCAGAAACUCUCAAGGAGUUGGCGGCUGCGUGAAGAAGCUUGUUGCGCAGUCAUCUGCUAUCAGUUCUUUAUCAAAUCGCAAGAAGGCAGCAAAGAGACAAUAGAAAUGGGCAACGGACACAGUCUUCAUGCCCACAAAGUGUGUGCAGACUCCCUGAGUAGUGCAGUGUUUCCAGAGCCCAGCUGGGACAAUGUCAACUCGGAGGAACUGGAGAUGACAGAUUUCUCAAGAGGUUCGAACCCUCAUCACUCGUUUGGUGACGGUAGAAAAGACCCCACAACGACUUGUGUCCAGGACCUUCAAGACUUUGAAGACGACGAAGAAUUUGAGGAGGAAUUAAGCUGGCUGAUGUCAUCAGAAGAUUAUCUCGUGGCUUGUUGCUUAGCGCCUGACAGUAAGGAGGCCUGGCAGGACGGGCAGUUUCAAGAAGAGGAUAUGCUUGUAGAUGAGGACGACGAUGAAGAUGAAGAUUUUGAUAACUUGUCCGAUAAACACCGAACGCUUUUUCAGCUAAGCCAAAAGACGGGAAAGUACAGUAUUGACGACAAUGGGUUUCCUCCCAAACGGCGGUUUUCAACUACAGAACCCAGUUCGGGUCUAAAACAAACCUGGUGUUCACCACUUCCGAGUCGUUCUCUGGUCUGGAAGUGGAUGCUUCCGGCUGGACAGACAACUACUCGACCGCAGAAAACGACAAUGAUCGACAUGGCUUCACAAUGUCCAACAGGUCAGCAGCGAGUCGGAACAGUUCAGGUCUCUUGGACAGUGGCAGAAGGUCAGGUGAGGAGAAGACCAUACGCGAACUGCGCGAUGUGGACUUGUUGAAUCAGAACGAAAUUCACGACUUGGUUCAGGAUGAGAUGGAACGCGCGGAGGUGGACUGGCUCUGUGAGCCGGAGUGGAACAACCAGGAGAUGGAGAUCUUCUGGCACCUGCUGGAGCCACACUUCAAGAAGCUGCUGCAGGUGAGGGACUGGAGACAGCUGCCGGAUCCCUGUCUCCCCAUCGUGUUUUUGGACCCUGGGGACAGUCAUCUCCUGGACAGGAGCCUGUUGCACAUCCAGUGGCACAUUUGGAAAGGACACUACAGUCAGGCAGUCUCGGACUUCCGCUUUGUCAAAGGUCACUUUGAAUGCAGCUCCAGGUCAUUGUUUCUGUGCAAGGACAGGAGGGACGACAUCGAAAACCUGAAACUUGUAUUCCGAAAAAAGCGCCUACAAAAUUUCGGUUAUGGAUGUAAGUCUACCGGAAACACUGUCAGAACAGAUUGUCACAGGUCCUCAGCCGAGGAAACAGAUGUUGCACAUCAGAGCACAGACUGUCACAAGUCUUCAACUGAGGAGACAAAACUCUCGUUGCUGCUACAUUACCUUAGUCUCUGCAUGAGAUGGUCAUGAAAAUGCAGUAUAUAAUACAACAUCUUGCACAAUGAUACAAAACCCGCCGCAAGAUUGGACGGAAAUGGACAAGAAAGAGGAAGAAACUUUCUCUAUCAGGAAGCUGGAACUUGAAUCGGAAAAGGAUAUCCGAUGUGAAUUGUAAUUAUGUGCUUGGGAAAUCCUCUCAUGAGGGAGGAGGAUGCGGAGAUAUAGACAGAAACACUGUGUCUACCAGGAUUGAAAAUGAUGUGUUUGAUUGUAAUUGUAUUCGACAAAAAUUCCGCUGUUGAUACUCUGAACCUCAAAAACGGAUACCUCAUUUGUUGAGGUAAAGAAUGUGAAACUGCGGAAAGUCUUUUAAUGAAAAUAAUAACAAUAAACAAUUACUUUUGUAUGAUUAACUGUGUUAGAAAAACAACUACGUGUACUUUACAUUCUGUACAAGCAGCGCUUAUGUUAGAGAGAAGGCAGAAGAAAACAUGUUUAUAUUUUAUUAUCCUGGGUGUGAAGCUGUUUUUUGAUCUUCUGAGUGUGAAGCUGUUCGUACCAACGUCUUAUCGCUGAUGAAGGCCGCCAUUCCUCUCACGAACAGCAUCCUACAGAGAACAGUUCCUGGGUUGGGAUUACAUCCUCCUGGCGGUGUCUGGCCGCGAGAUAACUCCAGUGACCGUGAAAGUGUUGGCGUCUGUCUAAUCUACACUAGACAUCGGCGAAGUUCCACAGGAAGGAAGAGAGGAAAUGUGGAGUCACCCCACUAAUAAUUCAAUUAACGGAGGCGUUCACAAUCUUCUAUUUUGUGAGCUCACGAAAUGAGAUCGUCUCCAAUCAACAGGUCCUCAGACUGAUGUGGUUGGACUUGUGCUGUGUGGAUGCCGGAAGGACUUUGAUGUUAACAUGAAAGAAAGCAUUCACGACUGGUAAAUUUAGCCGAGAAUAAAGCUCAUCUCACCUCCGACAAUAUUAUAGUCGUUUUGAUACAGUUUACACAAUAUUCGGUAUGAAAUACGCAGUGCAAUUCAAUGCAAAAUGACUAAAGGUCAUAGGGCAAUAUCAUUAAUUGUAAAUAAGUAAUUGAUUCUCAUAAUACUUCUUCUGUUCCUCUUUCGUAUGCUUGCAUGAAGUGCAUGAACACACAGACGUACACACGAGAACACGCAAACACAUAAACAUGUCCGCAAACAUAACGAGAACGCGUAGUCAUCUUUUGAUGAUGAACGAUGAAAGCCCAGUCGAUAAUAUUAAUUUAGUAUAUUUACUGCUUAUGUCUAUCAUCCUAUCAUCGUCAGUGGGACCUUGCCCACUCAUCUCUUCACACACUUGCAUGCCCACUCACACACGCGCGAGCUAAUUCUCAUUCCAUUUUGUAUUUACAUUUUGUAUUUACUGUUUUUAUUGUAUAUAAUAAUACUGGGUAUUUGUCAUGUGCAGACCAAUAAUGAUAAUGUUUGUAAAUUUUGAUAUUUUUCUAACAGAAAUAAAAGA